AUGAGUAGAUAUAUAGUCGAUAUCUUAUCUUCAGCUGCAAAUCUUGAAGAUAUCCCUCGGUGUUCAAAUAUCAUUCUUCUUGUUCCUGAUACGUUCAGACUUUACUUACUUACUUACUUAAUUAGGUGGUUAGAGUCCACUUUGCUAACUCGGUUACUGAGGAUCCCACCAGGGAUUCAUCCGAUUUGCGGUAACAUCUACUUCUGAUCGUAGGAAAGGUGGGUUGCCUGGCCGUCACCUCCUCCUUGCUAGAAUGCAAUAGCUCCUGUUUUGGGUGGGCAGACACCGGGUUCUCGGGGCCUUGCUUCAGGCUGCAGCGACGAGGCUGCCUGCAUGAAAAAUCCAAAAAAUGGAUUUUCUGGCCAACUGUCGGUAAAAAGGAAAACUUGAAGCCCAAACCAUAACCCUGGUUUCACGGCGGGAAAUGCUCGAUAGGUCAAAAGGACACUGCUGGACAAUCCCUUUCCAACUUUCAAGUCUCCUCCCACAGGUAAAACCCAAAUCCGAAAAUGGGCAAGGGUUAGGCUCCUUACACCACAGGAAUUGUUUACCUAUCAUAGCUGCCUAUUUCCAGGUUGGUAAAAGCUUACCGAAUCUAAUUAAAUAGGUGCUUGAAGGUUGCAUGGCCGGGAGUCCAUGCCUAAGUGAGACGCCAUAUUUAAUUAUGAUGCAUUCAGACCAAGUAGAGAAAUUGAAUCUCAGUUUACAUCUUGCCAAAACAUCGAUCAAGCAUUAACUGGAGGUUCCCUUUACAUCAAGAUUUCAAGCGAAUUCGAGAGAGGCCUUAUAAUUGGCCUAAUCUUAGGACGCUGACCUGAUGCAAAGCUUCUCACCUCAAGGCAGGGUGUUUAUCAGAAGUUAUCUCAAAGAAUAAAUUUGCAGAAAUACAGAGAAUCUAGCUCGGAGAAUUGCCACACUGAAUCAUGUGGAAGCACUGAAGCCUCAUCAGUAUAUGCAAAUAGUCCUCGGGAAGAGCGUAAAAUCAAUUUUCCCCCACAAAAACCUGUAGUAGCUCCACAACUUACAGCACAGGACAGGUAUUUAGACAACCUUUACUAUGAAGUCCUGAAUAAAUUUUACGACAAAUUUUUGAUAGAAGUUGAGAUUAGAGCUCCCAAAAAAAAAUCAGUCCAAGCUCAAUUGAAAAAUUUUGCAGAAGGAGCCAUUAUAUCAGUUAAAAAAAAAGCAGUGCCAGGAAUUACUGAUACCUUGCCUGGCAGUUUAGAACUAUCUAUGAUGGUAUAUGACGAUUUAGUAAGCCACAAAGUUAUCGAAGAAAGUGGAUUGAAUGUUUUUUAUAAUGAUUUGUUGAUUAAGAUUAAGAUUAAGUUAAGCCGUUCGCACUUGCAGGGCCGGGGAUUUGCACCCCUUCACGCUCAUCGCCUAUGGUGAGGCCUCGGCGGACACCCUUCCUCGUUGCCGCAAACAAAGGAUUCGCACAUACCAGUCUUGACUUCCAUGGCUCUUGGAGUCUAAGGGCCAAUCACCUGGGUCGAAACUCCCAGUUUCUCGUUAGGCAAAUACCGUCUUCAGGGUCUGUAGGUCAUAUUGCCCACAGAGAUUGGCCGACCUUGCCCUUUCCAAUGAUUGUCCUGGAGGAAAAACCCCAAGUCCCAAGGAUUAGCUCCCUGAGGCCCGGAGAAAACCCAGCCCGACAUACAUAAAGGGUUUCCGGCCUCUUUCCACUCAAAUCCCAACACUGGGCCGUUGCCUGCAGAUAUUGAGGAAAUAGGGUUGGGAGGUCGGGUGGCUCGUCGUCGCCAUUUUUAUGUGUAUAUAUGAUUUGUUGAUAAAUGAAUACUUCGGAAGAGAAAAAUCACGAGAGUUUAAGCCUAUGUAUAAGGAAGCUAGAAAUCAGCGGCCUCCAUCACCUCCGCCUCCACCUUCACCUCCCUCUAAGCCUGUUUUUGAUAACUUCCCUUUUAAAUUGAACAAAUAUAGAUAAAAUUUCAAUUUUUUUGGGAAAUUAAUCUCCUUUUAAAAUGAAACGAAAAUUAUAUUUUUCAAUCAGAAAUUUUAUAUGCAAAAAUACUUAAGUUUUGGCUUUAACAUAAUUAAUGUAGGGUGUAAGUAGAAUGCUAUUUAAAUAGUUGGCAGAUUGAGUGACUAUUUUUUGAAUUAAUUCUUCAUAAUUACGAAACUGUUUUUAUUAUGAAAAUUUUUAUAUUUUUCAAAAAAAAACAACCCUCUUUAUUGAAACAGAAUAUUUUUUAUCAAUUUAAGGGGGGAUUAAGCAAAGUGCUGUUGAUGCUGCAUUUAAAUUAAUGUGAAGACUGAUAUAACCUAGCCUAGUUUUGGCUCAUCCCCGAUGUGUAUUUGGCAUGGUUUAAACAGCUUUUUAGUAAAGCAUUCUUCCCAGAUAACAAAUCUUCAAUGGCAAAUGGAUUUUCCACAGUGAUUGGUUUUACCAAAAUGGCUGGCUUACUCAGUCCUCAGAGAACACCGAAGGUGCUAGUGCACCCCGAUCCAAAGCAGUAAUUGGGCUAUAUGAACUGAUAUUUACGAAGGAAAUCCUGAGGAUAUAGGAGAUCUUGUAAUCAUCAUUGAUAAGAGAUUUGAUAAAUAUCAAGCAGAAGAACCUGAAAUGUUUCCAAACUGCAUAAAGGAUGAUAUAAUUAAAAGAGCAAUAAAACUGUUAUUCAAGAAUGAAACCAUUUCUCUGUUAUCAAAUAGUCAGAAGAACCCUGAAUUUAUUUCAGAAAACUAUAAGACAAAUCGGAAAGAAAAAAUUUUAACUCAAUAA
Messenger RNA from Blepharisma stoltei, 2743 nucleotides. Lineage: Eukaryota; Ciliophora; Heterotrichea; Heterotrichida; Blepharismidae. The record is from the annotation of a GenBank genome assembly.